AUGACCACACUUGACAGCCCUGCAUGCACCGCAUGCGCAAAGACCGCCGAUCAGCUCCCGACAUCGCGCAAGAUGCUCGUCUGUGCCAAGUGUCAGAAGGACGCCGGCCGCCAGGUCCACUACUGCUCCCGUGACUGCCAGUUGAACGACUACAGGGCCCACAAGUCGACGUGCGGCCUGCGCCUGCGCACCCUCGCCGAGGCCAUCCCGCCCGUCGCCGACCCGUCCGCGCCGUUCCAGCCUCCUGCCGCCCUCCUGUUCCACCUCGCCGCCCUCACGACCCUCCCGCCUCCCGCCCUCCCCUCGUCUUCCCCACCCUCGUUCCUCUACUUUCCCUCGUCCCCGACCGCGGCCGCCACCUCGUCGUCGUCGUCGACGGUCGCGGCCCCUCAGCCCGUCCCCGUGUCGCUCUCGCCCGCGACGCGUAACCUGUUCAACGCGCUGCAGCUCGUCGCGUUCCGGUCGGGCAACCCGCUGUCGGUCAACCUCAUGUUCUCGCUCCUCCUCACCGAGCAGCUCGUCGACGGCGUCGAGCGCAAGAGCCUCGCCGACAUCCUCAAGGAGGAGGACGAGCCCAGGCCCGAGGACCUCGUCGAGGCCAUCGGCGGCGAGCAAAACAUGGGCCUCUUGUUGCAGUGGCAGAUGCAGAUGGCCAACCAGAGCCAGGUCAACGAGGAGUCGUAAUGCAGUCGCACGUCUCCCUC
Molecule: messenger RNA, 704 nt
Organism: Rhodotorula graminis WP1
Lineage: Eukaryota; Fungi; Basidiomycota; Microbotryomycetes; Sporidiobolales; Sporidiobolaceae
Exons: 5
Coding region: 1-684 (227 amino acids)
Source: RefSeq, a predicted model, not a curated record